Capsella rubella is the source of this 1095-nucleotide messenger RNA. Its product is annotated as pathogenesis-related protein 5. The coding region runs from base 182 to 940 and encodes 252 amino acids. The record is from RefSeq and is a predicted model, not a curated record. Gene Ontology annotation, biological process: defense response. Lineage: Eukaryota; Viridiplantae; Streptophyta; Magnoliopsida; Brassicales; Brassicaceae. The transcript is spliced from 2 exons. Gene Ontology annotation, cellular component: extracellular region.
ACCCUUGUGUUCAUUGAUUUGGAAACAACAACAAGGUCACUAAACCUUAUUGUCAAAAGGUGUUGUUACUUCUGAUUCAGCCAGUAAAGGAAGUUUCCAUCUGAACAAAAACUUGUCGGUGAUGGACAAAGCAUAAAACCCACUUUGUCCCAAAAGGUUGUUUGCCUUCUUUUUGCAGGUGAUGAGAGAAAGAGAGAGAAGACUGUUGCUCGGGCUCUUUAACUUAAACAUUGGGAUCAGCUUUAGAGGCGGUAUUGUUGUUUCCGCCACCGUCUUCACUUUUCAAAACAGUUGCCCUUACACCGUCUGGCCCGGAACACUCUCCGGCAACAGCAUCACCCUCGGCGACGGUGGUUUUCAACUGGCUCCAGGUGCUUCCGUACAGCUCACGGCUCCUGUGGGAUGGUCAGGCCGGUUCUGGGCUCGUACCGGCUGCAACUUCGACGCCUCCGGCCACGGUACCUGUGUCACCGGAGAUUGCGGCGGCGUUCUUAAAUGUAUCGGCGGCGGAGUUCCUCCGGCGACUUUGGCCGAAUUCACCGUCGGAUCAAACAAUGCCGGCAUGGAUUUUUACGACGUGAGCCUAGUCGACGGUUACAAUGUCAAGAUGGGGAUUAAACCUCAGGGAGGAUUCGGAAACUGCAAGUACGCAGGCUGCGUCUCCGACAUCAACGAGAUUUGCCCUAGCGAGCUUCAGAUCGUGGAUCCGGGUUCUGGAAGCAUCGCGGCGUGUAAGAGCGCCUGCGCGGCGUUUAGUUCGCCGGAAUUUUGCUGUACCGGAGCUCACUCGACGCCGCAAACUUGUUCUCCGACGUAUUACUCGACGAUGUUCAAGAACGCUUGCCCUAGCGCUUACAGUUACGCUUACGACGACGCUUCGAGCACUUUCACUUGUACCGGGUCUAACUACUUGAUCACUUUCUGCCCUAACCAGUCCUAAACCGAAGUUCCGGUUUAAAUUUAGGUCGGGUUUCUCUCUCUGUCUCUCACGUUUCUUUUGCUUGUUAUGUACGGAAAGGGGAAUAAAUAAAGAUGAUUAAGAAGAAAGGUGAUGACUAUAAAUCAUCUCUUCCAUUUUCAAGUAUUUUGUUGUUA